Moesziomyces antarcticus is the source of this 3099-nucleotide messenger RNA. Its product is annotated as mitotic chromosome condensation-related protein. Bases 1 to 3099 code for a protein of 1032 amino acids. Gene Ontology annotation, biological process: mitotic chromosome condensation. NCBI's taxonomy places the organism in Eukaryota, Fungi, Basidiomycota, Ustilaginomycetes, Ustilaginales, Ustilaginaceae. Gene Ontology annotation, cellular component: condensed chromosome; condensin complex. The record is from RefSeq and is a predicted model, not a curated record. The transcript has a single exon.
AUGCCAGUCGCGGUCGCCUCGAGGGCUUCGGCCGGCGCUUCUCGCCGUGAGGCCGUCGAGAAGCCGCGCAAGGAGAUCACGCAUCCGACCUUGCUCGCCCUGCACGCCUCCAUCCCGCCUCUUUUCCAACAGGCGCAGCACAGCCUUGCCAACCAUCGCAAGAACAUCGUCUCGCUUCAUCGCAUCCACCUCAAGGUCGCCGCCAUCACCGAGCCCGCCUCCGACGGCCGCGUGAGGCCCAUCGGCGAAAAGGCUUUCAACGAGAUCUUCGUAGGCUGCCUCGAUCGCGUCCUGCCCAUCAAGAAGGGCGUCCCCAACGCCGACCGCAUCUGCAAGUUCGUCGCCGGAUACGUCACCUAUGCUCAGGAGCAGUUCCGUCUGCAGGCACGCGCCGACCGCGCUGCAGCUCGCAAGGAAGCCGGUGAGCCAGAGGAGCAGGAGGACGACGACGAGGAAGAGGAGGACACCUCGGCCACCAGGUUCACCUCGCUCCUCCUCAAGCACCUGCUCAAGGGCUUCGUAUCCAAGAACAAGAAUGUCCGCCUUCGCUGCUGUGGCUGCAUCGCCCUACUCAUCAACGGUCUAGAGGCCGUCGACGAGAAGCUCUUCCAGACGCUCAAGUCCUUCCUCCUCUCCCGUGCCAGGGACAAGGAGGCAGCUGUCCGUGUACAAGCCGUCAUUGCCCUCACCAAGCUUCAGACCGCCGACGAUGACGAGGACGAGGACUCGGAAGACAUCAAGCAAGCCCUCAUCGAGACGCUCCGUUUCGACCCCAGCGCAGAGGUGCGCCGAGCCGCCCUCUUCAACCUCACGCCCGACGAGCAGAAUUCGCCCCUCCUCCUGGAGCGCCUGCGCGACAUUGACCCCAUCAACCGCCGCUGCGUCUAUCUCGGCAGUCUCACCAUGAUGCUCAAGGCGCAGCACAGGUCGCUCCAGGGCGCCGCCUCUUCGCAAGCCGGGCCUUCACGUCUCGGUCUCGAUAUUGAUGCGGCCGGAGAGGUCGUCCGCGUCGGCAUGGGCGAACGAGAGCCGAGCGUCAAACGUGCCGCUCAAAAGCUCGUCACCGCCUGGUUCGACGCGUGCGGCGGCGACCUCGUCGUCUUCCUCAACCAGUUCGACGUCGUCGCGUCCAAGCACAUCGAGGCAGCCCUCAUGAGCAUCUUUGAGAGCCGCCCGGCCAUCGUCGCCCAGGUGUCUUUCGAUGCCGACGAAUUCUGGGCCAAUCUCGCUCCCUCCACCGCCUUCCUCGUCCGCGUCUUUGUCGACUACUUCCGUCGCACCAAGAACGAUCGCCGCCUCGAGGAAUGCCUUCCCAUGGUCACUGCGCUCGCCUUCCACAUCCAGAAGGAAUACGAGGGCCUCGUGCAGCUCAUCGAGCAGUACAACGUGCUCUCCAGCAGCGCGCUCGCUCCAGCAGACGAGAUCGAAAUCGUCGCCUUCACCAUCCGCAACAAGACCUUUGUCGUCUCGCAGCUGCUCGGCAUCGCGCUCGCCUCCGACUACGGCGACGAGAUCGGAAGGAGAAAGAUGUUUGGCCUGGUGCGCGACAUGAUCUCGGACGUCGAGCUGCCCGAGGAUCUGGUGCCCACUUGCCUCGAUGUCCUGCUCAAGCUGUCCAACGGACAGAGGGACUUUAUGCGCAUGAUCGUCGAGAUUGUCCAGGUGCUCGGAGCCGAGGACGAUGACGAGACGAUCGUAUCGGACGACGACGACGCUGAGGACACCAUGAGCAUCGAUGGCACGCCACUGGCGCGCAAGAAGCCGCGCAAGUCGAUCAAGGCCAAGGAUGCGCCGUCGCAGAAUGCGCUCGCCAUCGAGCAUCGGCGCCUGACCAUCGUCCGCGCCAUGCUUGAACGUGUCGUCGGUGCGCUCCAGGAAAACACGGCCUUCCACGGUCUGCUUCCCCAGCUCAUCGCGCCGGCGGUGCGCUCCAAGGACGCGCCCGUACGUGAGCUCGGCCUGACGUGUCUCGCGUUGUGCGGUCUGUUGGACCGCAAUUUGGCGCUCGAAUAUUUCCCACUCUUUCUCCAACAGGUGCAGCAAGCCGAAGGCGAGAUCAAGCUGCGGGUCGUCCAGGCCGUGUUCGAUCUUCUGAUCUGCCACACCAUCCCCUACCUGUGCUCGUGCAACCCUGCGGGCGAAGAAGCGGGCAAGCGCCAGAUCGUGGCCUAUCUGCUCAGCUUGCUCGAGGAUGACGAUGCAGCCAUCCAGAGCGCAGCAUGCGAGGGCAUGGCCAAGCUCAUGCUGACCGGCAUGGUCGAAGACGACGAGGCGCUCAAGAGUCUCGUGCUCAUCUACAUGUCGCCCGAGACCAUGCAGAAUCAGGAGCUGCGCCAGUGCCUGUCGUACUUCCUGCCCGUCUAUUGCGGCUCGUCGAGCUGGAACCAGCGUCGCCUGCAGCGCGUAUUUGUGUCGGUGCUGCAGGUGCUCACCGAGGUGUAUGAAGAGAAGGACGAGGACCAGGAGAUGGUAACACCCAUGCAGGUCGGUCUGCAGCUGCUCGACUGGACCGAUCCGGACAAGGUCAUGAUGGUCGCUGGUCGCGUGCGCGACGAGACGGUGCACGUGGAUGUGGCCAUCGACCUCAUCAAAGCCAUGUACACCAUCGAAGAGAAGGACCAGCGCAAAGUCAUGUGCCAGCUGCUCGGCAAGGCAUUCCUCCCCGACGAACUGCCCGACGCGAAGGUCCAGGAAACUCUCAUCCUGCUUACGGGACUCAAGGAACUCAACCCGCUCGAGGACACUGUCUCCAAGAAUGCACUCGGUCGCUUCGAGGCUGCGUUCGUCAAGGCGUAUGCGGCGCAGUGCGAAGCUGGACUCGAUGGCCUCGACCUCGACUCGACGCCGGCGUUCGGCGGGCUCAAAGCGUUCUUUGACGCGAUUCGCGUCGAUGUCAACGACGUCAUCGCAGCUCAUGCCGAGUCGGCCGCAAAGGCUGUCAAAGCUAGCCGAAAGUCCACCUCCAAGUUGGCGUCGGCGCGAAGCUCCGCUGCUGCGGCCGGCAAGAGCGGCGCAAGGCGCAAGGUCGCCGACAGCGAGGAUGAAGAUGAUGAUGCCGAGGACGAUGACGAGGACGAGGAAGAAGAAGAUGACGACUAG